Molecule: messenger RNA, 2316 nt
Organism: Coccidioides posadasii C735 delta SOWgp
Lineage: Eukaryota; Fungi; Ascomycota; Eurotiomycetes; Onygenales; Onygenaceae
Source: RefSeq, a predicted model, not a curated record
AUGCAAGGAGGAUUGGAUAAUGCGGAAGGGGAGUGUGGAGGCGUGGAUGUUGAUAUGGAUGCAGAUCACGAAGACACGACCGAGCCCGAGGAGAGUGACAUUCCCGACAUGUGCGACGUCGAGACAAGCAACGAAGACGACGAAGAGAGCCUUACCCAGGAAAAUGACGAGGAAAAUCAUAGUGGAAAGGACCAUGGAAUCGAUCCACUUCAAUUACAGAACGUCCAGUGGCGCGAUCUCAGUCCUAUCUUGCAAACUGAGAUUAUCGACAACCUGAACCGCGUGUACCAGUGGUCGGACAUCGUGACUCUGUUGCACUUAUCUCCCGAGGAUAGUAGGAUUGCUGUUGAGCAUGCAGCUGCGCGGAAGCAGCAAGCGGAAAAAGAGAACAAAAAUCUCCAGCAAAUGCAAGAGAAACAGCUUGAGGCCCUUCUUCGAAUUGAUAAUAGCGUAUUGAGGAAAACUCAGGUUCCAGCUCAACUGGUGUUUAGGAGCAUUUCAAGACAACAUCUCAGAGAUCCACGUGCGCAUCCGAACCCAGAUUACCUCAUGAGCACAGCAAAAGAGGUUAUUGCAGCAAGAUGCUACUUACGUCGAAUUGGCCUGGACCCCGGCUUCACGGGUGAAUGGAGGUGUGAUGUUGCGGCUAUGGAGCAGGCAUCAGGUACAGACCCAACAGCAGUGGAGGAACUUAAGUGGACACUUAAUCCUAAUACUGAGGAUGAAAUCCCGCAGGACAUGGUCGCGGCGAUAAGAGGACACAACACAACUUCACCGAGCACCUCUUUUCAAAACAGGGUGUCGAAAAAACAAAAAACUAAGAAAUUCGCGAGUGAAGCGCCAAACGGGCGCUUUAUCAACUGCUUUGGAGGUCAGGGAGGAACCGUCCAAGAAAGCCAGACGCAGACAGUGGGUAAUAGCGCAAACGAAUCAAAACCGUAUCAUAUCUCGACCUCUGGAAUGAGGGCUGCCCAGGAAAUUCUCAGUGGGAACCAAAGCUCUCCGUGUGAGACCCUUGUCGACACUGCAGGCUCUGAUGCAUUUGAAACAAACCAGCCUGAAGACACGGUUGUGUUUAUGAAAGUGGGCCCUGAGGGUGCUGCUCGAGUCGAUAACAUGAAUGAAAUGUCGUCCCCAGGGCUGCGCCUCUUCCCAUCUAGUCCAUCACAAUCUUCUUCUGGUGGGUCAAUCUUGACCACGCAACGAGGAUCAUUUGCCUGUGCCCAAACGGAAGCACCAUCUCAUUACACUCCAUCGACUACUUUGGAUUCGAAAAAGGAGUCUACUCCGACGUCGGAAAUUCAAUCAUCGGGACGCCAAAGGCACCCACCCGAAAAGCCAUUGGAGAGAGCGCUGUCAGGUGGCUGGUGGUAUGAUAUGGAUACCCCGAAAUGCACUCAUCUAACCACAGAACUUAGUCCAUCAAAGAGAAUCCAAGAAAGAAUUCUUGCCGCAAAGGCAGAAAAUGAGAUCCGGCAACUAGGUCGAUCAGAUAGCCACACUAGGAUAGCCCCUAGGCCUAGAAUCAUGCAAUUACCCCUCCGCUCCUCGCCAUUGCAUUAUGGUUGUGCCUGUGAUCGGGAUAGACCAGCCACGCCCCAGGUUCCAAGCUCGGAUGAGCUUUCCAUGAUGAGUUCUCCAACGAGACGAGGGAAUUCCGGGCAAGACAUACCUCAGAUACCAUUGAAAACCCCAACGCAUUCACUAAAUGGUGAUGAAACCGAGGAGGAGCGAGGGCCAUCGUAUUCACCAAUAUCACCUCCAGGAACCACUGAACAGCCGUCAAACUUGAAUGGAGCCCAGACUCAGACUAAGACUGAAAAUGAGAAUCAUGACCGUGUGAAAAGUGAAAGAAGUAAAAGAUUAGAGGAUAUGAUUCUCGCAGAAAUUAUGGCUGUCCCGAAAGAGGAAGAAACGGCGUUAGGUGCGGCCAAGGGGGAGACAUCGUCCACCGCUGAAUCCAGGACUAACUGUUCUAAAAUACCGGAACCCGAUAAUGACGCUGCACAGGGACUAUCUGGACUUCGGGUUCCUCCCGUCAAGUUUGCAGAACCGACAGAUGAUCCUGAGCUUAGCACACAAAACGAAGGCCAGGGCGCUCAUUCCAAUCACACGGAGGCGCUUGAAGAAGAUUCUCAAUUGCCAAAGAUCCAGGAAGAGGAAAACGUGGCGAAAUCUCAGGUAGCAAAGAAGGUUAGAAAAAAGAGGGCAGCAAGGGUGCCUGUCCCUGAUUCGCAGAGGAGAAAGAGUGCGAGAUUGAACCCGCCAGCUGGGAGAAUCCUGAGGCCGUCAAAAUCAAACGUCAAGUACAAAUGA